This is a messenger RNA of Durusdinium trenchii, 1422 nucleotides long. The record is from the annotation of a GenBank genome assembly. NCBI's taxonomy places the organism in Eukaryota, Dinophyceae, Suessiales, Symbiodiniaceae.
AUGAAGAGCCUUGCAAAGCUCUUUGGACGUUUUCGAAUGAAUCGAGAGCUCCACUUGCUCGAGGCCCAUGAAAUUGUGGCACUCUUGAAAGCUGGCUCAGUGUCUCCACUGGAGCUGAUCGACGUUGUCGAAGAACGAAUCAAGGCAACCGAUGACUUGGUCCAUGACACUCACGCUGUGGAAGGCGUGCGUUUUACCGAAGGUUCGCUGCUUUACGCUGAGCGGAUAGCUGAGACCAACGCAUCUGUGGUGUCACAGCUGGAAGCGAACGGUGCCAUCAUCGUUGGAAAAACCAACGUCCCUGAGUUUUGUGCAGGUUCUCAGAGCUUCAACUCGCUCUUUCCCACCACUGUCUCGCCUUGGGACACUCGUACAACAGCUGGUGGAAGCAGUGGAGGUUCUGCAGCUGCACUGGCCAGUUAUCAGUGUUGGUUGGCCACGGGCACAGAUCUCGGUGGCUCUCUACGGAUGCCGGCAGCCUUCUGCGGCUGUGUCGGUUUCCGUGUGUCGCCAGGUCGAACACCAACAGCUGUUGGUGGGCCAAUGUUGGGUCUUCAUUCAAUCACCGGGCCGAUGGGGCGCUCUGUCCGAGAUGUGGGAUUGUUCUUAGAUGCCAUGGCAUCCAGAGACGGUUGGGACGUGGAUCUUCCAAGUGAAGCCUUUGAGGAAGCGGCGGUGUCGGGUCAAGAACAAGGUCUCAAAGCUUUGGGGCUGAAAGUUGGAUUUUCCACUUUGGGCUACAAAUAUGCUCCAGAGGUGGAAUCUUUGUGCCGGAGCGCCGCACAUCUACUGAACAACGAAUCUGAGGUUCAAGAAGUUGGUGAAGACAAACUGGAUUCCCCGAUGGCUGAGCGCAUUUUUCAUGCACUACGUGCAGAGCAAUUUGCAGAGACUUUUGGGGAGAAGCUCGAAAAUCCAGACCAGGCUGCUUUGUUGAAGCCAGAGAUCCGUUGGAAUAUCCAGCAAGGCCAAGGACUUGAGUGCCGUCAGGCGGACGAGGCCCGCGAGGAUCUCAAACUGCUCCAUGGGCAGCUGCAGGAGAUGUUCCAAUCCAUCGAUGUUCUCUGCGUACCAGCUACACUGGAUGCAGCUAUUGAUGCCACAGUGCGAUACCCCACGAAGCAGCUUGGUCAAUGCUUUACUAACUAUCUUGGUUGGAUGAUGCCCACAGCCAUUGUGAGUGUGUUCUCAUGUCCAGCGAUAGUGCUGCCCUGCGGCUUCUUGGAGGACGGGCGCCCAGUAGGUUUGCAGCUGCUGGCGCCUUUUGGUGCUGAUGCUGCGGUGCUGCGGGCGGCCGCAGCGCUGGAAGCGCGGUUGGCGCUUCCCAAAGGGACCACGCCUCGGCCAGGGACUGGAAAGCUGAACACAGAAGGGCCAAGGACCUCUGAGGAGGCGGCCCAACACCAUGGGCUUGGACAGUAA